Messenger RNA from Cokeromyces recurvatus, 564 nucleotides. RefSeq lists its product as uncharacterized. Lineage: Eukaryota; Fungi; Mucoromycota; Mucoromycetes; Mucorales; Mucoraceae. The coding region runs from base 1 to 564 and encodes 187 amino acids. The transcript is spliced from 4 exons. The record is from RefSeq and is a predicted model, not a curated record.
AUGAGAUUUAGAGACUUCUUACCUGCAGGCAUCUUUAAGCUGUCACCGGUGAAGGUGGCGCUUUGCCACAAGGGAUUUGAUCGUUUACUCGCUACUCACUUCUACACGCAGAUAGUCCGAUCACAACUCGAAUAUGGUCUAGCUAUUAGUCUACUCAGUGCAAAGGAUAUGCAACAACUGGAAUCUUGUCAAAACAUAUGUAUAAGACGGGUAUUUGGUGGCUCUAGUCAAUCAUCAGUAAAGGUGAUACUUCAUAUGGUAAACCAGCCAUCGAUGAAGGCCCAAUUCGUCUUCCCUACUAUUGAUUUACCGGAUGAUACUUUGCUCGCUAAAUUACUUCCCGAGCUUCAAGCUUCCACCUUCAACACUCAAUAUUUUCAUCAACUACGUGGCAAAACACAUUCUGUCUUGCUUUCCGCUUGCCGCCAUAAUCUGAUUAUUGAUCCAAUACUCUGGUUACCCAUGACACACAGUGAGCGUAGUCGAACUAUUCGUUGGCGUCUUGGUUGGUUACCCAGAGGAAUACCUAAAGCCUGCCUAUAUUAUCCUUAUGUACACUUUUAG